GCUGCGUGCCGUCACUUCCGUCGCACUGGCGGGCGCCAAGAUGGACGCUCCGUGGGCUCGGGAGCAGCUCCGGAGGCGUUACCUGUUUCCUUCCGAAGCGGGGCUGGACUGUGAGGACGACGCCAGACCAGAAACCUCCACAGCUGAUGAGAUAAAGGAGAAACCUCUUCCAAGACUUAACAUUCAUUCUGGAUUCUGGAUUUUGGCAUCCAUCGUUGUAACCUAUUACGUUGAUUUCUUUAAAACCUUUAAAGAAAAUUUCCACACUAAUAGCUGGUUUCUCUUGGGCGGGGCCCUGCUGUUUGUCAGCCUGUCCAUCGCCUUUUACUGCAUAGUCUAUCUGGAGUGGUACCGGGGGAUUGAAGAGUACGAUGUCAAGUACCCCAUGCUGGUACCCAUCACAACCGCGACUUUCAUCGCAGCGGGGAUUUGCUUCAACCUGGCUCUGUGGAAUGUGUGGUCAUUCUUCACCCCCUUGCUGCUCUUCACUCAGUUUAUGGGGGUCGUGAUGUUCAUCUCGCUCCUCGGAUAAGUUCCAGACUUAAGAACGUGAACAAAGUGAACAAAGCAUCCAGCUUGUGCCACUGACCUGAAGGAGAAGCCUAGCCUGCACUGGUGUCUGAAGUGAGUGGUUUCCAUGGCAACCGUGACUUUCUAAACCUGCUGUUGAAAUCUGAAUAAACAGUCUUUCUCUUGGGUGUUCUCAAACAAGUGAUUGUCAGCAGUUUGUGUUAGACGGAACUGAGGAGUGUUAAUCUGUCAGAAUUCGGAGACAGUGGUUGUCCGUUACUGGAGCACAGUGUGCCCACAGUUUCCAGAAGCUGAGGGUUAGCUGCCCUUGUGUAAGUGACUGGACGCAAGUAUGAAGGGACUGUGUUGUCACCUUUAGUAGUCACUGGAUAGCUCAUAUUUGUCAUAGCUUUUUAGGGAGGGGACCAAACGGAAGCAUUUACUGUUUCCUGCUACUUUGGAUUUUAUCACUAUGUAAGUUAUUGGGUUGUUAGCAUUUUUUAACAUAUGCACUUUUAAUAAUGUUUAAGUAUCUAUGAUUUUUUUCCUGUAACAUCAAUAAAAUAUUUUUAUAACUUU
Molecule: messenger RNA, 1089 nt
Organism: Peromyscus californicus insignis
Lineage: Eukaryota; Metazoa; Chordata; Mammalia; Rodentia; Cricetidae
Gene: Tmem128
Product: transmembrane protein 128
Exons: 5
Coding region: 41-532 (163 amino acids)
Source: RefSeq, a predicted model, not a curated record